AUGCUCGUUCUGCUUCUAAUAGGUCCAAAAGGAGGUAAACGUAAAACACCAGCAGCACCUAGCACAAUAUCAAAAUUAGAAGAUAAAUCGUUAACGUUACUGGAUAAUAAAACAUCAUUGGCUGAAAAAGCCGAGAAAACAUUUGAAUUCAAAGAUGAUGAUGUCGAUUCAUUUACCGAUAUAUCAAAACCGUUACCGCUUCAUAAUAAAAUUUCACCGAAAGCAAUCGAUCAACAACAAUCUCAACAAUAUCCGCUUAACGAUAACCAUCAAGAAACUCCACUGAGUAAACGUGGUCGAAAUUCAAAUACAAAAAACAAUACCAUAAGUACACCAGAUGAAACAACAGCAACAAAACGACGAAAUAAUCGAAAAAAUUCUUUACCAACAACAAUUGUCGGAAGAACGGCCAACGGAAGCACUGUCUCAUAUCAACAACGUCGCCCAUCAGUUAGAGCUGCUCUAAGAAAUAAUGUGAACGCAGUUGCCUCUGACUCGGUCGAUUCAAUACCGCUAGUGACUGACACAAAAUCAUCAACAUCAAGGAAAAGUAAUGAACAACAACCAUCGAAAAGUGUAAUAAAGAAACUAGUUCAAAUGCCACAAAGUAAUCAUUCAACCCAUAAUCAAAUAGAAUCAUCAGGACUAAGUCCUUCAUCAAGUGCUACUGAUGAUUUUCACACAUUUCAAAGCGUCAGUCCAACUGUGACAAAAAAGUUCAUUGCUCGUCGAUCACAACUGUCAAACCCAGUAAAAGAUGAGUCAGUCUCCCUGCAGUCACAACCAACAAUGACAUCAUCUUCAUUCACAAGCAAUGCUGUAACAUCUUCUACCCCAGCAACAAUAGCAAAUUCAACAUCUCGUUCAUUAUCGUCAUUAAAUUUAAGUGGACAUCGUUAUGAUAUUCGAACGGGCUUUUUAUCACCAUUUGAAGAACAGGAAGUGCUCGAGUCAAUUUCAAGUAUCAAUAAAACAUUACCAACGUUUGAUGAAGCAUUAAACGCUGCUGUUACAAGAUUUGAACACAUUUUAUGUUUAAAUUUAAAUCUUACACAUGUCGAUAUACCUGCUUAUUGGUUUUACACUUUUUUGUUUGCUCAUCCAAAUUUGAUUAUUCAAAACUCACAUUGGUUUGAAAAUGAUAUUGACAUAAAUGAUAAAUUGUUCAAUGAAACGGAAACAUCAACAACUAAUGAAAGUUUACAUAGAUUAAAACGUCAACUUGCUUUAUUAUCAAAAUGGUAUAAAAAAGAGUUAAAUGAAAAAUCGAUGACAAACAAAAUUAAUGAAGAUGGAGAUACUUCAAUAGCAUCACUAAAAUCAAAACGACGACGAACGAUCACGCCACAUCAACCACCGUACACACCACAGAUGAAUGGUAUCGGAAAAAGAAUAAAAACUGAAUCAUCUGAUAUUCAUGCGAUCGAAGAUGGAGAUGAUGAUGACAUUACAGUAAUACCAAACGCAUAA
Didymodactylos carnosus is the source of this 1470-nucleotide messenger RNA. The record is from the annotation of a GenBank genome assembly. Lineage: Eukaryota; Metazoa; Rotifera; Eurotatoria; Philodinida; Philodinidae.